AUGCUUGUCUCGCUCGAGAUGAACAACAAGGACCCGGCAUACGACUACUUCCUCACCUGGAUGGCCGCACAGUCUUCCCGAACGCAAGCUGGUCAGGCUCCUUGGUCGUCUCUCUUCCGCUCGUCUACACCAUGGAUGCGCAGCCACCAGCUUGGCGUACAAACACUCCAAGAGCAACGCAAGAACGGCAGCGCGUCCGUUAUGUUCAAGCUCGUCGCUGCCCCGGGGACUCAUCUCCUUCGCUACAAUAGCGUCUGGAUGCAAGUCCGUCGGGAGCGGGAGACCAAGGCCCCCAACCUGAUGACCGGUACGCCAUGGGAGACUAUCACAGUGACCACCCUCUCCCGCGACCGGGGUAUAUUCCCUCAGCUGCUUUCUGAAGCUCGCGACCUUGCAAUGCGUGGGCAAGAAGGGAAGCUGGUGAUCAAUAUCCCUUGGGGCUUGGAAUGGAAACCGUUUGGUCAGCCGCGAAGGAAACGACCCAUCAAGAGUGUCGUUCUCUCGGAGGGUGUGGCCGAGAAGAUUGAGGCCGACGUUCAAGCCUUCCUUCAGCGACGACAGUGGUACGCUGACAGAGGUAUACCAUACCGUCGCGGAUAUUUGCUCCACGGUCCCCCCGGGUCCGGCAAAUCGUCCUUUAUUCAAGCUCUCGCAGGCGCCCUCAACUACGACAUAUGCGUACUCAAUCUUUCUGAGCGGGGUCUCGCAGACGACAAGCUUAUCCAUCUGCUGGCCAACACCCCAGAACGUAGCUUUGUCCUCAUCGAAGAUAUCGACGCGGCCUUCAACAAGCGAGUUCAAACCAGUGCGGACGGGUACCAAUCCUCGGUCACGUUCUCCGGAUUCCUUAACGCUUUAGACGGUGUCGCAUCUGGAGAGGAGCGCAUCAUCUUCAUGACCACGAACCACCCAGAGGUCCUCGAUCCCGCCUUGAUUCGCCCAGGGCGCGUCGACUUAUCCGUCUUGAUUGACGACGCCUCACCGAAGCAGGUGCGCUCUCUCUUUGAGCGUUUCUAUGGCAAAGAUGACGUCGCGGAGAGUGCGGGCGGCGUUGUCGGCAAGGAACGCUCCGAGACCAAGGAGUGGGAUCGCAUUCCUGAGGCAAUAUUGAGGCAACUGGCAAAUGAAAUCGAACUGGCGGUAGAGGAGGAAGCCAAGGCAGGGCGUAGGAUCAGCAUGGCAGCUUUGCAAGGUCUACUCAUCAGGAGCAACGCACAUGAAGCAGUACGGGAUAUCGGAACGCUUUUCGUGUCCAGGGCACCCACGUCGUAA
Messenger RNA from Epithele typhae, 1272 nucleotides. RefSeq names its product P-loop containing nucleoside triphosphate hydrolase protein. The record is from RefSeq and is a predicted model, not a curated record. Gene Ontology annotation, molecular function: ATP hydrolysis activity; ATP binding. Lineage: Eukaryota; Fungi; Basidiomycota; Agaricomycetes; Polyporales; Epitheliaceae. Bases 1 to 1272 code for a protein of 423 amino acids. Gene Ontology annotation, cellular component: mitochondrial inner membrane. The transcript is spliced from 2 exons. Gene Ontology annotation, biological process: protein insertion into mitochondrial inner membrane from matrix; mitochondrial respiratory chain complex III assembly.